This is a messenger RNA of Rattus rattus (black rat), 3151 nucleotides long. It is a transcript of the gene Chrm4, whose product is annotated as cholinergic receptor muscarinic 4. NCBI's taxonomy places the organism in Eukaryota, Metazoa, Chordata, Mammalia, Rodentia, Muridae. Gene Ontology annotation, molecular function: G protein-coupled serotonin receptor activity; G protein-coupled acetylcholine receptor activity. Bases 435 to 2000 code for a protein of 521 amino acids. Gene Ontology annotation, biological process: adenylate cyclase-inhibiting G protein-coupled acetylcholine receptor signaling pathway; G protein-coupled receptor signaling pathway, coupled to cyclic nucleotide second messenger; regulation of locomotion. Gene Ontology annotation, cellular component: plasma membrane; dendrite; synapse. The record is from RefSeq and is a predicted model, not a curated record. The transcript has 2 exons.
AGGGAAGGCAAACUCCGGGGAGGGGCUCUGUUGGACCUUAGCUGGGUCAUCCUCUGUGAGGGAUGAGAACUCUCAGGGGCUGGCUGCAGGUCCCCUCUGGGGUAAUUCCCUCAUCUUUUGGCCCCAUGAAAGAGCUUGUCCUUAGUUCUUGGGGAAUCAGGUUGAUCCUUCCUCAGCUGCUGGGUCUUUUAGGCUUUUGAUUUCUUUGCUGGAGAGUUAACAGCCCCCACGCUGUCCACUCUUCGCCCCUGGGACUGAGCUGGGCAGGCAAAGCUGAACAUCCUGAGUCAUCUUACUGUUCCCUUUCCUAUUCUUCUUCCUCUUCCGGGCGUCCCAGCUCCCGCCUCACCUCCUUUGGUCGCUCAAGUGACCUCCCUAUCCCUUAGAACCAUCAGGGUCCUGUGACUUAUUUGACUGCUCUCCCUCAUCCCCAAAUGCACUGGACCAGCCACAGGAUGUCAAGGAAACGUGGGACCUUAUUUAAAACCUCUGAGCCUGUCUCCUCAAUAUCUGCCUUCGGUUCGUUGUGGGGAAACGCAGGGCACAGGGAUUUAGUAGACAGUCUAUGCUGCCUGCUAUUACUAAUAUUAUCAUCAUCAUCAUCAUCAUCAUCAUCAUCAUUAUUGCUGCAGUGUAGGAAUAGAACAAUGGAGAUGGUGUUCAUUGCUACAGUGACUGGCUCCCUGAGCCUGGUGACUGUUGUGGGUAACAUCCUGGUGAUGCUGUCCAUCAAGGUCAACAGGCAGUUGCAGACGGUCAACAACUACUUCCUCUUCAGCCUGGCGUGUGCGGAUCUCAUCAUAGGGGCAUUCUCUAUGAACCUCUACACUUUGUAUAUCAUCAAGGGCUACUGGCCCCUGGGUGCCGUGGUCUGUGACUUGUGGCUGGCCCUGGACUAUGUGGUGAGCAAUGCCUCUGUAAUGAACCUUCUUAUCAUCAGCUUCGAUCGUUACUUCUGCGUCACCAAACCCCUCACCUAUCCCGCCCGCCGCACUACUAAGAUGGCAGGUCUCAUGAUCGCAGCUGCCUGGGUCUUGUCCUUUGUGCUCUGGGCUCCUGCCAUCUUGUUCUGGCAGUUUGUGGUGGGCAAGAGGACGGUGCCUGAUAACCAGUGCUUCAUCCAGUUCUUGUCCAACCCGGCAGUGACCUUUGGCACCGCCAUUGCUGCCUUCUACCUGCCUGUGGUCAUCAUGACGGUACUGUAUAUUCACAUCUCACUGGCCAGCCGCAGCCGCGUUCACAAGCAUCGACCUGAGGGCCCCAAGGAGAAGAAGGCCAAGACUCUGGCUUUCCUCAAAAGCCCUCUGAUGAAGCCGAGUAUCAAGAAACCUCCACCAGGGGGCGCUUCUCGAGAGGAACUGCGCAAUGGGAAGCUAGAAGAGGCUCCUCCGCCAGCCCUGCCCCCGCCUCCACGCCCAGUGCCUGACAAGGACACUUCCAAUGAGUCCAGCUCAGGCAGUGCCACCCAGAACACCAAGGAACGGCCACCCACAGAGCUGUCCACCGCAGAGGCCACCACUCCAGCACUGCCUGCCCCUACCCUGCAGCCACGAACCCUCAACCCAGCCUCCAAAUGGUCCAAGAUUCAAAUUGUAACAAAGCAGACAGGCAAUGAAUGUGUGACGGCCAUCGAGAUUGUACCUGCCACUCCAGCUGGUAUGCGCCCAGCAGCCAAUGUGGCCCGAAAGUUUGCCAGCAUUGCUCGCAACCAGGUGCGCAAGAAGCGGCAGAUGGCGGCCCGGGAGCGCAAAGUGACUCGGACAAUCUUUGCCAUUCUGCUGGCCUUCAUCCUCACCUGGACACCCUACAAUGUCAUGGUCCUGGUGAACACCUUUUGCCAGAGCUGUAUCCCCGAGAGGGUGUGGUCCAUCGGCUACUGGCUCUGCUACGUCAACAGCACCAUCAACCCCGCCUGCUAUGCACUCUGCAAUGCCACUUUCAAAAAGACCUUCCGGCACCUUUUGCUGUGCCAGUAUCGGAACAUCGGCACAGCCAGGUAGACAGGCAGGUGCCCUAGGAGGUGCUGGUGUCAUGAGCGUGUACCGGGGAACCACAUGGCUCACCGGCUGUGGAGGAGAGAGUAGGCGGCCCCACUCUGAGUUCGCAUCUGCUGAAGAGAACAGGUCUCCCAGACACCGUGAGGUACUAGAGGCCCUUCGCUAGGAUGGGAGAGCAGAUCUCUACUGAAGCCUAGAAGGCUCAGCCCAGGGAGGGUCUGAACUGUCACCACCCGGCCCACAUCUGUUACCUUGCCUCAGGAAGAUGGGGGACAAUGGCUGGAGUGGGCAGUGGCUCUACAAAGGUCAACCAUCGGCCGAAGUGCAUAGAGCCGAGCCCAGGAGCAUCUCGGGAGGAGCAAAAGGAGCCAGGCUUGCAAGGGCGGGGUCCCCCAUGCGCUGUAAUCGGUGCUUUCCGCCUUCCUGCACCCUCCUCCCCCUGCAUGUAGGCUCAGCCCUUCCCCUGCCCCCAAGUCCCACUCCAGGGUGAGAGAGUGCCCUGCUAAUGUUGCUCAGCCAGGCUCUGGGUGGGAAACUAAGCCCUUUGGCACUCCCCUGGCCAGCAGUCAUAACUGGAUGGGACAACUGGGAAAUCAUGCUAAGCUGAGACCGAUUCCAGGGCACUGAGUCAAUUAGUGCUGGAUCAUAUGGUCAAACUGUCAAGAGCCCACCCCCACCCCCAGGUCACACAUCAAAUGAGUGGCAGCGGCGUUCCUCUCUCCUCUACAAGGAGGGAGGUGUGGAUCCAAGGGAGGAAAGGUGGUGGUAGGGACCUUGGUGAUCUAUACAGGCCUCAGUGACAGGUGACACAAGCAAGCACCCUCAUUAGUCCCCAAGGAGAGCAUUCCAGACUGGCAGUAGCCUGGACCAGAAAGACUCUUGACUAGGUGAGGCAGAGUUCAAAUGAGUCACCUAGGUUCUCUUCCCUAACCCCAGCCCUGUGGGUCCCUGGGAGAGAUGACACCCAAGGGGCCCUGGAAGACAUUUUUGUAAAUGUUCUGCUCUUUCCACUAACUGUUGGGAGCACUUCUUACGUAGCCCUCCGCUCCCCUCAGUACAUCUUUCCCCAUCCUCCCACCCCCAACAAAGCUCCCUGGCAAACUCCCUGGGAAGGGGCUUUUAUAUAUUAAAAAAGAGGCUUUUAUUGGAAAAAA